Messenger RNA from Aspergillus pseudotamarii, 1713 nucleotides. RefSeq lists its product as uncharacterized. The coding region runs from base 530 to 1657 and encodes 375 amino acids. The transcript is spliced from 2 exons. The record is from RefSeq and is a predicted model, not a curated record. NCBI's taxonomy places the organism in Eukaryota, Fungi, Ascomycota, Eurotiomycetes, Eurotiales, Aspergillaceae.
UAUUGUCAUGAGUGAUGACCCUUUUUUUUUGGAUAAAUUUAUUGUAUAAUAUAAGGAAUUGGAAUUGAACCCUUGGAUAUCGACACAUUCACUACUAGUCUACCCUGAGAAAAACAAUGAAGUGGGGUCUAGCCCUGAUCCUUAGUCCUAGAACCAGGAUCCGGUACUCACUAAAGUCAGGGUGACUCAUUAGAUUGGUCCCGAUGUCGCCAUGAACAGCCUGCCAAGAAGCUUAAAGAGUUGGCGGAUUCGGACGCAACUUCCCUUAGCGAUUGAGAUACAGCUAAAGGUAACUCAUGCCGAAGCAAGUCACCUUUCCAUCAUCAUUUCCUGAUUUCCCCUCCAUUCACUUCAAUUCUGUAUUAGACGGUGUGAACGUAAUCAUGUGGGUUUUGAAGGACUAUAAAAGGAUGGGAGGGGGAGUAGGUGCUCUGCUGCAGACGCAUUUCAUAACAACAGUCACGACUUUAUCACCUUCAAUCUUCAUCUCAUCUUGAUCUAUGCCAAAUAACCUAAUCCUUCAAAAACGAUGAAGUCAGCCCAAUAUAUUCCCCAACUUGUCGCAAGCCUCUCUCCUACUCCCGCGAUGGAGAUCCGUCUAACUAGUAAACAAACAGUCUUCACAACCGGCGAAAGACUCCAGGGCGAACUGGUCCUCCACCAGAGGAAUGUUCCCCAAAGCCCCCACAUUUCCAUAACAUUGAUUGGAAGAACAUCAACAACCGUAACAAAGACCACGCCCUUCCCCAACAGCGGUAGUAUAGUCGACUACACCUUUCUCCAAAUGCACCACAUUGGAAUUCAGGAAUCAUCGCAUCAUCAUCGCAUCUUCCCUUUCUCAUUUGUCAUCCCUGAUGCUCUCCCAUCCGACCCAUGUUCUGAGCAUAUUCCGUCUAGAACGGCUGCUCAUCAUGGAAAGGAUCAUCUCCAGUUACCCCCGAGCGUUGACUAUAACUCGGAUAGGUACUGUCCUGAGAUGUGCAGCAUUAUCUAUUACGUCCAUGCCGAGGUAGACAUCAGUAAUCAGCGACUUCGUGCCACACGGCAGAUCCAGCUCCUCCCUCUAUACCCUGAAGAGCCACCUCGUCUGUGGCCAGAGGGAGAAGGUAGUGGGAUUCAGAUAUCCGAUUCGACAGGGCUUCGGAUGAGUCUACUGGGUGCGAAAAUGGGGCACGUAACGGUGCGUGCACAAGAGGCAAAGCCGCUCUACCUACCUCCGGAUCAACGUCAUGGGUCAACUAUGACUCCUGUCCGCUUCAAUUUCGGCCUCGAAAGCCUCCAUCCGGAGCCCACCUUACCAGACAAUUGUCAGGUCAAGGUCACUUUGGAGGCUGUGACGUAUUUUACAUUGUCGCCGAUGGUCGAACUACCGAAUUGGCAGAGCGCAGUCAAUGGACAAGGACAGGUUUUCCGGACGAGUGUGUGUUCGUGGAAGAAUAAGUCCGUUGGUCUGCAGUGGAUUGAGGAAGCGGACGAUUCUCACACUGCUAGUAUUGUCGUGCCGAUACCAGUAUCCGGCGAUGUGGCUCUCGUUCCGACCUUCCGCCAUUGUUAUGUGGCCAGGGAAUAUUUCGCGAGAGUUGAGGUGACAGUGGGUUGUUCGAGGGCGUUGCGAAUGAGGGUGCCCGUUCAGAUCUAUAAUUCACUCGAGCGCUAAUUGAUCUUGAUCAUACUUUAAUCCCACCAAAGUCUAUGCUUAUAAUACUAUAUCCG